AUGGCAGAUGGCAUAAAUCAGGAUUAUUUAUUCGGUAGCCACGAUUACGGUGAUCUGCCACUCAAGCCAGAUCACCCGAAUCGUCCACUUUGGGUGUCGCCAGAGGAUGGUCAUAUCAUAUUAGAGGGAUUCUCGCCUAUCGCUGAACAAGCACAGGACUUCUUGGUAGCGAUUUCAGAGCCAGUCAGUAGAACAAGCCUUAUGGAGGAGUACAAGAUUACGCCCUACUCGUUGUACGCGGCCGUAUCUGUUGGAUUGGAAACAGACGAUAUCAUUGAAGUUCUUAACAGACUCUCGAAAGUGCCUGUACCUGCCUCUAUCGUUUCCUUUAUCAAGGAGUGUACAAUGUCAUACGGUAAAGUUAAGCUGGUACUUAAGCACAACAGGUAUUUCGUUGAAUCUGCCCACGCCGAUACGCUGCAGAUGCUGCUCCGUGAUCAGAUUAUCAAGAAUGCUCGUGUCGACUCGAAUUCGCACAUCGAAACCAGCUCCGCACCCACUAAAGGCGAUUUAGUCAUUCCUGGUACAAAAGAAGCUCAAGGUACAAACAAUCAGAGUGGUCAGCCUAAUCAGCCUAAUCAACCUGAUCCUCCUCCUGAAAACACCACAAACGAAGGCGAGCAGCAAAACAAACCAGACGAUAAGAAAAAGAACACUGGCGACGAAUACUUUACCGCUCUGAUAGAUAUUGAGAAACAGGAUGAGAUGGAAGACGACGAAGAAGUCCACUCCUUUGAGAUCAAGUCGGAUGAAAUCGAAACCGUCAAGAGAAGGUGUAACGAGUUGGAGUAUCCAAUGUUGGAAGAAUAUGACUUUCACAAUGACACACGCAACCCUAAUCUUGAUAUUGAUUUGAAGCCUGUGACAGUUAUUAGACCGUAUCAAGAAAAGUCAUUGAGUAAGAUGUUUGGUAACGGCAGAGCUAGAUCCGGUAUCAUCGUUUUGCCUUGUGGUGCUGGUAAGACGCUUGUUGGUAUUACAGCUGCGUGUACAAUCAAGAAGUCUAUAUUAGUUCUCUGUACGUCCUCCGUAUCCGUUAUGCAGUGGAAACAGCAAUUCAUGCAGUGGUCCAACGUAAAUGACAGCCAGAUAUCAGUAUUCACUGCUGACCAGAAGGAGAAGUUUGGUGGCGAUAGCGGUAUUGUUGUCUCAACUUACUCAAUGGUAGCUAAUACUCGCAAUCGUUCACAUGAGUCGCAGAAAAUGAUGGACUUCCUUACUUCACGCGAAUGGGGAUUUAUUUUGUUGGAUGAAGUGCAUGUUGUGCCUGCUGCCAUGUUUAGAAGAGUCGUUACAACAAUAAAGGCGCAUUCCAAGUUGGGUCUGACGGCUACGCUUGUCAGAGAGGACGAUAAGAUUGACGAUCUUAACUUCCUCAUCGGACCGAAGCUCUACGAAGCAAAUUGGAUGGACUUGGCCGCCAAAGGCCACAUCGCCAAUGUUCAAUGUGCUGAAGUGUGGUGUCCAAUGGUCCCAUGUUUCUACCGAGAGUAUCUCAGAGAAAAGAGCAGAAAGCGGAUGUUGCUUUAUUCGAUGAAUCCUCACAAGUUCCAGGCUUGUCAAUUCCUCAUUGAUUUCCAUGAAGACAGGGGCGACAAAAUUAUCGUGUUUAGUGACUGCGUCUAUAGUCUUGAACAGUACGCUCGUAAGCUGAAAAAACCAUAUAUUCACGGAGGUACUUCUCAAGUAGAGAGAAUGAGAGUUUUACAGAGAUUCCAAUUCGAUAGCAACGUCAACACUAUCUUCUUGUCGAAAGUCGGCGAUACGUCGAUUGAUUUACCUGAGGCUACAUGCCUGAUUCAAAUCAGUAGUCACUUUGGAUCUCGUAGACAAGAAGCUCAGAGAUUAGGUCGUAUUCUGCGUGCCAAGCGUCGUAACGAUGAGGGGUUCAACGCUUUCUUCUACUCGCUGGUAUCGACAGAUACGCAAGAAAUGUUUUAUUCAACAAAGAGACAGGGUUUCUUGGUAGACCAGGGUUAUGCGUUUAAGGUGAUAACGCACCUGUUCGGUAUUGAAAGGUUACCAGAACUGGUAUACAGAUCUGAGAAAGAGCAGAUUGAGCUACUCGAGUCUGUACUACUUGCCAAUGAAUCAGCAGCAGACAUAGGAUCCGACAUUAAGGCUUCAGAAGAUGACCUGGCUGGUACAAUACACGGAGUGACUAAGCGUAUGACGGGAUCAACAUCAGCUCUGGCUGGUGGCCAAGCCAUGUCGUAUAUCGAAAAGAAUAAGUCUGCAAACAAACAGAUUACUAAGGAUUCGAGACACUCUUUGUUUAAAAAGCGCGACAAGGACGCGGCGGACAGAGCUAAGAAGAAAAAACAGAGACUAGCCGGAGAGGCUUAG
This is a messenger RNA of Wallemia ichthyophaga EXF-994, 2346 nucleotides long. Its product is annotated as putative DNA repair helicase ercc3. The record is from RefSeq and is a predicted model, not a curated record. Gene Ontology annotation, biological process: nucleotide-excision repair; transcription initiation at RNA polymerase II promoter. Gene Ontology annotation, molecular function: hydrolase activity; ATP binding; DNA binding. Lineage: Eukaryota; Fungi; Basidiomycota; Wallemiomycetes; Wallemiales; Wallemiaceae. The coding region runs from base 1 to 2346 and encodes 781 amino acids. The transcript has 3 exons. Gene Ontology annotation, cellular component: transcription preinitiation complex; transcription factor TFIIH holo complex; nucleotide-excision repair factor 3 complex.